UUAGUUAUACACCAUGUUCUGGUUUAACUGGUGAAAAUCUUUCCAAACCUGCAACUGCAACUGAAUUAAAGAAGUGGUAUAAUGGUCCACAUUUGUUAAGCGUAAUAGAUAAUUUCAAAAUACCAGAACGUCCUAUAGAUAGACCUUUUCGUAUGUCUGUAUCAGAUAUAUUCAAAGGCACUGGAUCUGGUUUAAGCAUAUCUGGACGCAUUGAAACAGGCGUAUUAGGUGCCAAUGAUAAAGUAUUAGUAGGUGCCAAUCGCGAACAGGCGCAAGUGAAAGGCUUGCUGAUAGAUGAAAUGCCACAGACCAAUGUAUUUUCUGGUGAUCAAGUUUCAGUUACACUUUCUGGUAUCGAUUUGAACAACAUUGCUGUUGGUACCAUAAUAUAUGAUCCACAAAACCCUAUACAAGUAACUAGUCGCUUCCAAGCACGUAUACUUGUUUUUAACUUGAAGGUGCCAAUCACAAUUGGUUGUCCAGUGCUGUUGCAUCAUCAGUCACUGAUAGAACCAGCUGUUAUAUCGAAAUUAACAGCACAAAUUCACAAGGGAACAGGUGAAGUUGUUAAGAAAAAACCGCGUUGUCUGGGUAAUAACACAUGUGCCUUAGUUGAAUUGGAAACGAUACGUCCAAUUUGUAUGGAACUUUACUCGGACUUCAAGGAAUUAGGCAGAGUUAUGUUGAGAGUGAGCGGCGUUACAAUUGCUGCUGGAAUGGUUACAAAAAUUCGUUGAACUCUUGGAAUUUUAGUUUAGAUUUUUAUGGUUGUUUUUAUUUUAAUAUAACUUGUUUUUAUAAAUAAAAAUAACGAAAUGCU
Teleopsis dalmanni is the source of this 820-nucleotide messenger RNA. Its product is annotated as HBS1-like protein. Gene Ontology annotation, biological process: translation. The record is from RefSeq and is a predicted model, not a curated record. Bases 153 to 737 code for a protein of 194 amino acids. The transcript has a single exon. Gene Ontology annotation, molecular function: GTPase activity; GTP binding. Lineage: Eukaryota; Metazoa; Arthropoda; Insecta; Diptera; Diopsidae.